This is a messenger RNA of Ziziphus jujuba (common jujube), 2835 nucleotides long. Its product is annotated as aspartate carbamoyltransferase, chloroplastic. Gene Ontology annotation, biological process: 'de novo' pyrimidine nucleobase biosynthetic process; amino acid metabolic process. The coding region runs from base 1223 to 2572 and encodes 449 amino acids. Gene Ontology annotation, molecular function: aspartate carbamoyltransferase activity; amino acid binding. The record is from RefSeq and is a predicted model, not a curated record. The transcript has 5 exons. Lineage: Eukaryota; Viridiplantae; Streptophyta; Magnoliopsida; Rosales; Rhamnaceae.
GUCGUAGAAGCAUAAGCUUUCCACACUAUUUUCCCGGCAAACAAACAGAAAACAAACACUCCCAUUCCUGCAAAAAGGGUUUUACCGGGUAUGGCUCCAGCUAGUUUCCUUUAUAUCUUGCAAUAAUAAACUUAUUCAAUUUGCUUGUGUUCAGAUUUUCUUCAUUCUGCUGUUUUAGUAUAAAAAUCCCGCUACUUGCAAGCGUAUGCUAGCGGCCCACUGGCUUAUUUGGUGGAACUUGGCUUUACGCGUUGUUAUCUGAAUCAUUUUCUAUGUCGCUCUCGAUUUGCUAUGUGGCUAUCAUCAAUUUUUCUCGGCUACCAAACAAAGCCAACCUUUUUGUGGUUCUUCUUGUUUAUUUAUUUUAUUUAUUGUUUAUCAGUUUUAGUUUUGACCGGAAUCAAGGCUAAGAUGGUUAUUUCCUUUUUUUUAGUUUUGUUUCAGAAAAAGCUAUGUUAAACUUUAAAUGGGUUUAGAGUUUCAUUAGGAAAGAUUUAUUCUUUUUAUCCUUUCGAAUUUUUGUUUGUUUGUGUUGCUGAUUUCUCUGUUCUAGUGGAUGGUGAAAUAAAUGUUUAAAUUUUCUAAGGCUUUUUCCAUCUAUAAAUUGGGUUUCUGAAAACUCCAUUGGUUCUGCAUUGAGCUAGACUUUUACUUAAGAGAGAAACAGGUGGAUAUGACACUUUGAUUUUACAUUCUAACUAGAUAAAUAUGAAAUCAGUUUUCUUUUAGUGUAAAUUGGUGAGAUUGGAUUCAGUUCAGUUAUAAGAGCAUUUUGCAUUUUUCUAUCUAUCAGGCUAACAGUAAGCCUUCUCAUUUCUUUUUUCCCUUGGUAAGUUUUCUAUUUGUGUAAGAUUUAUAAUCCUUGUGACUAUGUUUGCUAUCUUAAACUCUUUUUUACUUCUUCUAUUCAAUCUCAAAUCUUGAUGUUAGGUUGAUUUCUUGAGAUUGACCUUCUAGGCCUUAUUCUUAUAGUUUUGAUCAGUUCUCUGUGAGUGGGUGCUGAAAAAGAAGUAGAAUUAUGUUCAUUUUAUGUGGUUUUAUUAUUUCCUUGCAUUAUUAUAAGAUUAUUUCUUUAGUGUUUCUACUGUUUAACCAGCUAAAUCUAGGAUAUUCAGUAUUUGAUUGUACAAUCAUGAACCAUAGAAGAGGAUGUUGUCUUUCUUAUCCAGCUUCUUUGCAUGUUGAAGAUAUUAUUUAGAUUCCACUUGUCUAACUAUAAUGAAUGAAUGUAUUGCAAUUACUAAUUUAUAAAAUUGAGUUUCCUGUUCCAGCUUUAUAUCUUUUUCUUUUCUUAAUGUAUAAGGGCUUCAAAAGAUCGAUUGAAUUAUUGAAGGACCUUGAUCCAAUCAAGCCACUUUUACAUUUAGAAAUGGCUGUUUCGUCUUCAUUGUUUACAUCUGCAUUCCAAGGAAGCAUGUCCCUGUCCUCAAGAAAGACAUGCAAUAAAGAUUUCAUGUUCAAUCAUUCAAGUUUGUCUAAGCAGUCAGGUUACUUGAAAUCAAUAUAUCCAAGAAAUCCAAGGUUUUUACCCAAUGAGAAAUUGACAAAAUUGGAACUAACUAAUAGAUUAUCAGAAAGGAAAGGGGCUUUGUGCUGUGCAUUGGAACUUGAUAAUACACCUUCCUUUUCUGUGGGGAAGAAGUUUCAACUAGAUGAUGUGAUUGAAGCUCAACAAUUUGAUAAAGAAGAUCUCAGUGCUAUAUUCGAAGUUGCACGUCAAAUGGAAUUGAUUGAAAAGAACUCACCAGGAAGCCAAAUUCUUAAAGGAUAUCUAAUGGCUACCCUCUUUUAUGAACCGUCUACUCGGACUAGGCUUUCUUUUGAGUCUGCCAUGAAACGAUUAGGUGGGGAAGUUUUGACAACUGAAAAUGCUCGAGAAUUUUCCUCAGCGGCUAAAGGAGAAACACUUGAAGAUACUAUAAGAACGGUUGAGGGCUACUCAGAUAUAAUUGUUAUGCGGCAUUUUGCGAGUGGUGCUGCAAAAAGAGCUGCUGCUACUGCUGACAUACCUAUUAUUAAUGCAGGAGAUGGUCCUGGACAGCAUCCAACUCAAGCGCUUUUAGAUGUCUAUACAAUUGAAAGAGAGAUAGGAAAAUUGGAUGGCAUUAAAGUUGGGCUUGUUGGGGAUCUUGCGAAUGGAAGGACAGUGCGUUCACUGGCAUACUUGCUUGCCAAGUAUAAAGAUGUGAAGAUCUACUUUGUCUCUCCCGAUGUGGUCAAAAUGAAGGAUGACAUAAAAGAUUAUUUGACAUCAAAGGGAAUUGAAUGGGAAGAAAGUGCUGAUUUGAUGGAAGUGGCUACUGAGUGUGAUGUUGUUUAUCAAACUCGCAUUCAGCGUGAACGAUUUGGAGAGAGAAUUGAUCUUUAUGAAGAAGCUCGAGGCAAGUAUAUUGUGGAUCGUCGUGUAUUGGGGGCGAUGCCAAAACAUGCCGUGGUCAUGCAUCCUCUACCAAGGCUUGAUGAAAUUACUGUAGAUGUUGAUUCAGAUCCAAGAGCUGCUUAUUUCAGACAAGCAAAGAAUGGUCUCUAUAUCAGGAUGGCUCUUUUGAAACUCUUGCUAGUCGGAUGGUGAUGAAUACUUCGUCUUCACUGUCACCUUCACAUUUUGAUAUUUGAUGCCAAGUCAAACAUGGGUUAUUCGAACAAUGUUUGGUUAAAAAAACUGCGAGAAUGAUUAGUUGAAAAUCUGUGCGGGUUACCAAUGAAUUUUGAGUUUCUUUCAACCUCAAUUACUGGUUGAUGAUUUUGGAAAAGAAUUUUACUGAAACCACAAUGUUGAUGAGGAAUAUAACAUAUAGAAUAAAUGAAAGCCCCACUUUGCAUCUUGUUCCACCA